Molecule: messenger RNA, 1274 nt
Organism: Desarmillaria tabescens
Lineage: Eukaryota; Fungi; Basidiomycota; Agaricomycetes; Agaricales; Physalacriaceae
Exons: 3
Coding region: 220-1170 (316 amino acids)
Source: RefSeq, a predicted model, not a curated record
UUUUCCGGGCUUCGGAUUAUAACCACUAACACUACCACCACCUCGAAUUUUAUUGCUCGCCUUACCUGCUUGGGCUCCCUUGCCUUAUCUGACGCAGAAAACAGCAGUAAAGGCAACUGUAUUAUCGGCAUCCAAUCGUCACAGCAUUGCCAUCAGGUUACCUCUGCGACUUAACCGCCCGCACAGCAAUGAACCCGGGACGCUCUCUCACCUUCUCCAAUGAAGUCGUCGCAGUCAAAGUCAUCUCGCGAAAUAUAUACUCGGCUGCUACUGCAGAAAGAACACGGAUAUCCUCUGUGGAUCCCAGAACCCGAUGGACGUUUACCGGAGGCGUAUCGAUGCAAAGGCGUCGGGGUUGGUGAUGUUGGUAUUCUGCGGAACGACGGAGGCUUUGACUAUCUGUUUAAUGUCUGCAAAUCUGCGGAUGACCCAAUCAAUCAAGGUCGCGUUCCCAAGGGAUUUGAGCCCAUCAUCUGUGGUGAUAUACGGGAGAUCGAGACGAUGCAUAAACGGGGCUGUGAUAUCUGUAGCGCCAGCGUGUCCAAGAUAGAGAUAAGUAUGGGUGGUGCGGCAGAAUCUCCAUUCCUUUUUGGUGGCGGUGGAGGAUUCGAGUUCAAAUGUUCACGAGAAAAAGGGGCCAUUCUUGUACUUCCCGACGGUGGAGGACGCUACGACGCCCUCAAUAUAUCCCAGUUCCGCAGCUAUGCUGCUCAACAUGCCCAUGCAUGGUACCAGUUUGCGAACAUCACUUGCGGCAGAGAAGCCCUCAAUGGAUCACUGUAUCUCGUUACGGGCUGUGAUAAAGCAUGCUCAUGGGGGGCGGCCUCGUUCUUCAACCCUGCCGACACACGUUCGUUCUCGCUCAAAUUCCUUGUUGGUGGAGUAGCGGAGGGAAACAUUAAACUGGGUUAUUCGUGGAAGGGUACUUCGUCAGCGGACGUCAGGGCAUAUCCUGAUGGUAAACCCACGUGCCUCGUUAGCUCACUUUGCCCCAAUCAAUGCGUUUUUCUGCGCGGAUUUGGCAUCUCAAUCCGUACAAGCGCAUUUGCCCGGUGGGUGUUUGGACCCACGGCGGUAUCGCAAAUCUCUGGGACAUCCAAAGAUCGAAUACCAUGUUUCGAUAGUAGCAUGCCGUACUUCAGUUCGAAUUUAGAGCGUAAGCGUAGAUGAUUCCUUGCCCCUGUACUCAGAAAACUCCCUCCCCAACCCUCGCAAGCGCCACAAGAGGGAAGAUCCACUCAGCGAACCUGUGCCAGUGACAGUGUCACCACCUC